AUGGAAUCUCUCAACAUCACUUCCACUUGGGACAACGAGGCUAUCCGGGCAGCAUGCACCACAGCUCGCAACUUCACCGAUGCGCUCCCUCCAGGCAGCUUCUUGGCCGGGGCUCUGGGUCUCGGCUGGCUCUUCAACCGCUGGCUGACUGACAGGGCGCUGAACAAUGGCAAUGCACUGGCAGAGUUUGAUUGGAUGCGUGAAAUCAUCGUCGUCACAGGAGGUUCUGGUGGCAUUGGUGCCGAAAUAGUCAAAACACUGGCAGCCCGGGGGUCCAGAGUGGUCGUCCUCGACGUGCUCCCGCUGUCGUACCCGAAGAGCCCCAACGUAUACUACUACAAGUGCGACCUGACCAACUACGACGAGUUGCAGGCAAUGGCGACACGCAUCCGAAAAGACCUUGGUGAUCCUACUGUGGUUGUAGCGAAUGCGGGGAUCUGUCGCGGCAAGCCGAUCUUGGCAGCCUCCCAGAGGGACAUUGAGCUCACCUUUUCCGUCAACAACCUGGCAAUGCUCUGGACGGCCAAGACCUUUCUGCCCAAUAUGAUCAGUAAGAAUCAUGGCCACCUGCUGAUCGUGGCCUCCCAGACGGGCUAUGUGGCCACACCAGGCCUUACCGAUUAUUCGGCCACCAAGGCGGCCGCCAUUGCCAUCUACGAGGGUCUCCAUGCCGAAGUGAAGAAUAUCUACAAGGCGCCCUCGGUCCGCGUCUCGUGCGUCUCGCCCAGCGCCGUCGACACGAAGAUGUUCAGCGGCAUCAAGCUGGGGUUGGGUAUGAAAGCCCUGCGACCGGAAGACCUGGGCGCCCUGAUUGCCGACAUACUCCACGGCGGUAGGUCCAAGCAUACUAUCGUGCCACGUUCCGCGUCUGUCUUGUCCAUCGUGCGAGCUCUGCCAGAUUGGAUACGGGUGGCGAUGCAGACGGCUAGUGUCGGCGUUUUCACAGAUCUGCAUCCACACGAUCCCAUGAAGGGGCAGUGA
This is a messenger RNA of Grosmannia clavigera kw1407, 981 nucleotides long. RefSeq names its product short chain dehydrogenase reductase. Gene Ontology annotation, molecular function: oxidoreductase activity, acting on the CH-OH group of donors, NAD or NADP as acceptor. The coding region runs from base 1 to 981 and encodes 326 amino acids. Lineage: Eukaryota; Fungi; Ascomycota; Sordariomycetes; Ophiostomatales; Ophiostomataceae. The transcript is spliced from 4 exons. The record is from RefSeq and is a predicted model, not a curated record.